This is a messenger RNA of Capsicum annuum, 1346 nucleotides long. Its product is annotated as pathogenesis-related thaumatin-like protein 3.5. The record is from RefSeq and is a predicted model, not a curated record. Gene Ontology annotation, cellular component: extracellular region. Bases 142 to 1053 code for a protein of 303 amino acids. NCBI's taxonomy places the organism in Eukaryota, Viridiplantae, Streptophyta, Magnoliopsida, Solanales, Solanaceae. The transcript has 3 exons. Gene Ontology annotation, biological process: defense response.
UCAAAUGAUGCCACCUAAAGACGGAGGGAUUACAUAGUAUAUGGUAUCAUCUUACAAUAACGUCAUAAACUUGUGUCUUCUUGUUUUUCUUCACAUUAUUUUUCCUUCUUACUUUUUUCUUUUUUCCUCGUACACAAGACAAUGGUGAAUGCUCAAGUUUCUCUUGCUUUCUUUUCCUUACGUUUCAUCUUUCUAAUUUCAGGGGCUUUAUCAACGACGUUUACGCUAGUAAAUCAGUGCAAUUAUAAAGUAUGGCCAGGAAUUUUAUCAGGUGCAGGCACUGCACAGCUUGCUUCAACAGGAUUCCUGCUAAAUCCUGGCCAGUCUGUUUCCAUUCCCUUUCCUACGGGAUGGUCAGGUCGUUUAUGGGGUCGGACUUUCUGUUCCCAAGAUUCAUCCACGGGCAAAUUCACUUGUGCAACAGGCGAUUGUAGCUCCGGAACACUGGAGUGUUCUGGAGCUGGAGCUGCUCCACCAGUUACUCUGGCGGAGUUUACAUUGAAUGGUGUUGGAGGGCUAGAUUUCUAUGAUGUUAGCCUUGUGGAUGGUUAUAACUUGCCUAUGCUUGUUAGUCCACAAGGCGGGACAAGAGUUGGAGGAGUUGGAAACUGUUCAACGACUGGUUGUGUUGGUGAUCUCAACGAGGCGUGCCCCAAGGAGCUGAAGAAGAUGAUGGAUAGUCGUAGUAGUAGUAACAGUGAAUGUGUGGGAUGUAAGAGCGCUUGUGAAGCGUUUGGUGAUCCGAGAUAUUGUUGUAUUGGAUCAUACGCGACGCCUGAUACGUGUAAGCCAACGGAUUACUCGGAGUUCUUCAAGAAUGCAUGUCCAAAAUCUUAUAGCUAUGCUUAUGAUGAUGGCACCAGUACCUUCACUUGUAGUUCUGCAGAUUAUGUUAUUACCUUUUGUCCUGCUUCUGAUGAUAGCCCAAAAUCAUCUGGAGGAUCAGACACAGGUGUUGAUGGAGGCUUAUUGAGAAAGAGCCGCGGUGGUUUAACUAAUAUGCCAUUACCAUUCUUAACAAGCUUGAUAAUCACUGUUUUAACAGCAGUUUGACAUUCUUAACAAGCUUGAUAAUCACUAUUUUAGCAGCAUUUUGACAUUCUUAUCAAGCUUGAUAAUCACUAUUUUAGCAGCAUUUUGACAUUUUUAACAAGCUUUGGUAAUAUCAUUAUUUUAGCAGCAUUUUUGACAUUUUGAAGGCAGUUGCCAUUCUUGGAAUUUUGAGUACGUUGUGAAAGUGCAAUCCAUUAAUUGUACAUACAUAGUCAUUUUAAGAUUUAAGUUAUAUACAUUGACAAUGUAAAGAACUUUUACAUUAUCAACAUAUUUUUACAUGUUCUUAUUUU